This is a messenger RNA of Pseudophryne corroboree (corroboree frog), 3494 nucleotides long. RefSeq names its product tight junction protein 3 (gene TJP3). Gene Ontology annotation, molecular function: cell adhesion molecule binding. NCBI's taxonomy places the organism in Eukaryota, Metazoa, Chordata, Amphibia, Anura, Myobatrachidae. Gene Ontology annotation, biological process: positive regulation of blood-brain barrier permeability; protein localization to cell-cell junction; cell-cell junction organization. The transcript has 21 exons. Gene Ontology annotation, cellular component: bicellular tight junction; plasma membrane. Bases 225 to 3293 code for a protein of 1022 amino acids. The record is from RefSeq and is a predicted model, not a curated record.
CCCCCUCCAGCAGCCAGUAAGGUGACAGGUGUGUACCUGCGCUGCUACUGGAUGCCGGCGGCGAGAGGGUUAAGCGCGGGUGUGCGCGUCCUCCGUGGAUACGACAGGGUUACACGGCUUUGAUCGGCAGCAGCAGGAAAUGCAGUGAGUGAGGCUGGAGAAGAGACCUGUGCGGUGUGUGCACCUGCUGCUGUUGCUGCCGGCCCCCCAACCAGGUGUCUGACAUGGAGGAAAUGACAAUUUGGGAACAGUAUACUGUUACACUGAACCGGGACCCUCGCAAAGGGUUCGGUAUUGCUGUCUCUGGAGGCAGAGAUCGUCCCUCUGGAACCGAUGGAGACCACUCUGUCAUUGUAUCGGAUGUUGUCCGUGGAGGGCCUGCUGAUGGUAGAUUACAGACCCGUGACCGCAUUGUAAUGGUGAAUGGUGUUUCAAUGGAGAAUGUGGCCUCAUCCUUUGCUAUCCACUCGUUAAAAGCCUGUGCCAAGAGUGCCAAUGUGACUGUGAAACGUCCAAGAAAAAUUCAGAUUCCUGUGAGCAAUCCAGUGCCUUCACUUUCAACAGGACCCUCUUACAGCUCUCAAACAGCACGCAAUUCAGAACCUGUGUUCUCACAUUCCCCAGACAAAGAUUUGGGUGAUGAACCAGAUUCUCCUGUACCCUGGAGAAGUAUGCGUGAGAGUUCCAGCAGGGAGCACCACGAAAAUACAGCAAGAGGCUAUGAAGGGGACUCUUCCAGUGGACGUAGCUCUGGAGGAUCUUUCACACCAUCCUCCUACCAUGCCAGGUCUCGCAGGACAAGGGGUGUGGGAAGUGAAUCAGGGAAUUACUCAAGGCGGAGGGCUGGAAAAGAGAGACCUGGCUCUGGCAGUGAGACAGGAGGCUCAAGUAGGAAAAAAGAGACUGGUAGUUGGCGGGAGGGCUCUGUAAGUGAGGUAGGAGAGUAUUCAAGGAGAGGAUCUGGUAGUGAAGUGGAGGGAAGAUUUCACAAUGGCCUAGAACUUGUAUCAGGAUUUAAGCGGCUCCCUGCUCAGGAUGUACCAUCUAAACCUGUUAAAACUAUACUGACGAAACGUAUGGAAAACCAAGAAUAUGGUUUGAAGCUGGGUAGUCAAAUCUUCAUUAAACACAUUACAGAGACUGGUCUGGCAGCACAGGAAAAGUCCCUGCAGGAGGGUGACCUUAUUCUCAAGAUAAAUGGUGUGACAAGUGAGAAUAUGUCUUUGGUUGACACUGGCCGACUUAUUGAGAAGUCAAAGGGCAAACUCACCCUUAUUGUUUUGAGAGACAAUCGACAGUUCCUAGUCAACAUUCCACAAGUAAGGGACAGUGACAGUGACGAUAGGAGCUCCAUUCACGAUGAUAUUUCAGAGUUGAGUUCUGAUCAGUCUCCACCUUCUCAGCCUCCCCCACCACCUCCAGGAGAACCCCAUAGGAGCUCAUUAGAGAGCCUGGAAAACCCUGAUGAGAAUCAUCAGUUUAACGGCACAUACUCCUCACCGAUGGAAAAUGUAGUGCUAGAAAAUGGUAAUAGUGUAUCUCACCUGGAUACUGAAUAUAAGGAGGAGCCUGAGCCACAUGCUGAGAGGGAGAAAGAUGAUCUAAGAGUGGGGUAUAGCCCAGAUGCACGCCUGGUUCAGUUCAAAAAGGAGAGAAGUGUUGGACUGCGCCUUGCAGGGGGAAAUGAUGUGGGGAUUUUUGUGGCUGCAGUUCAGGAGGGGAGCCCUGCAGCACAGGAAGGAAUGAAAGAGGGUGACCAGAUUUUACAGGUGAAUGAGACUAGUUUUCACAGCUUAACCCGGGAAGAGGCUGUACAAUAUUUAAUGAGUCUCCCACAGAAUGAAGAUGUUAUAUUACUGACCCAGGGCAAAGAAGACAUCUACAGGAAGAUGAUAAAGUCCAAUGUUGGUGAUUCCUUCUAUAUUCGCACACACUUUGAAUAUGAAGCAGAUACUCCAUCUGGCCUGAGCUUCACCCGCGGUGAGAUCUUUCAUGUGUUGGACACACUUUACCGAGGCAAACUUGGGAGCUGGCUCGCUGUCCGUGUUGGCCGAGAUUUGAAGGAAAUAAAAAAAGGAAUUAUACCAAAUCGAUCUAGGGCAGAGCAGUAUGCUAACUUAGAGAAUGUCCUGAAGCCUCAAUCAUCUUCAGGACCACGUGCUGAAUUUUGGAAGCUCAGAGGCUUGAGGGGGGCCAAAAAGAUAUUGAAGAAAAGUAGAGAGGAUUUGUCUGAAAUAACCAGCAAGGCCAAGUAUCCCCCGUAUGAGAAAGUGGUGUUACGAGAAGCGAGUUUCAAACGUCCUGUUGUAAUCCUGGGUCCUAUCACAGACAUUGCACACCUAAAGCUCUGUGCUGAUUUGCCCCAGGAGUUUGAGACUGCAGAGAGUGUUGCUCGAGAUGACGGACAUUCCAAAGUCAUCAAACUGCAAAUUGUGAGAGAAAUCGCAGAGAGGGAUAAGCAUGCUUUAUUGGAUAUCACACCAACAGCAGUGGAACAUCUGAAUUAUGUACAAUUCUAUCCAAUUGUGGUUUUCUGCAACCCUGAGAACAGACAGGGAGUGAAAGCAAUGCGACAAUGGUUACUCCCCGAAUCCAAGAAGAGCUCGCGGCGUCUGUAUGCACAGGCUGUGAAACUGCGCAAGAACAGUUCCCGUGUUUUUACUGCCACUAUUAACUUGAGUGGAGCAAGUGACUCAUGGCUCCGCAGCCUUAAAGAAAUUAUUCGAACAGAGCAAGCAAGACCAAUAUGGACUAGUGAGGAUAAGGCCGAGACGCCAGUUACUGAGCCACUGUACCUCCUGAAUGAAUCGGCUGUUGGAUCCACAGACUACCUGAGCUGUGACAGCCGGGCGAACAGUGAUUAUGAAGAAACUGAUGCUGAAGGCGGAGCCUACACUGACCAGGAACUGGAGGAGGAGUUCCAAGAGCCUGCACUGGCCCGCUCUUCUGAACCAGUGGUUGAAUAUCAGCCUCCCUAUCACAAUUCACCAUAUGAUUCUUCAUACAACUACAGAGACCAAUCACCUGUUAAAACCUCUUCUUACCAUGGAUCCAACUCACCAUCCAACUCACCAACUGAACCAUCUUAUCCCUACAGAAGUCAUUCACCAUCUCACAACACUUACAGCCCCCCACAGGAGAGAAAGACUGAGACACACUAUGAAUCAAAUCAUGACAUCGGCAACAGCAGAGAAUACGAGCAUGAUGCCCUGCGCAGAAAAUUUAACCGUGCAAGGAGUAAUAGCUCAGAGGAUGAAGAGUAUGGAUGGGGUGGUCCAGCCACUGACCUGUAAACACCAGCAAAGAAACAAUACCAUAUACGUCACAACUGAACUUUCUCUUGGUUCCUACAAAAAAAGAAAGGAAAAAAAAACAUUGCACAAGCAUUCUAUAUUUUAUGUUGAGCCGAUGCUGCUUCGAACAAUGUACCAGGCUUAAUGAGGUUUUUUGUUUUUUUUGUUUUUACUAUACAUGUAAUAAAUUUGCUUUUCUCA